Hibiscus syriacus is the source of this 1314-nucleotide messenger RNA. Its product is annotated as putative deoxyribonuclease TATDN1. The transcript is spliced from 12 exons. Gene Ontology annotation, cellular component: cytosol. Lineage: Eukaryota; Viridiplantae; Streptophyta; Magnoliopsida; Malvales; Malvaceae. The record is from RefSeq and is a predicted model, not a curated record. Gene Ontology annotation, molecular function: 3'-5'-DNA exonuclease activity. Bases 90 to 1052 code for a protein of 320 amino acids.
CAUUUAUUGAACUGUUGGUGGCCUCCGAACAAUACCAAAGCAAAGAUUUGGAUUGGAGAAGCAAAGCAAGUUCUUCCAAAGUAUCUACCAUGGCGCCCAUACGGAUGAUAGAUAUUGCCGUCAACUUCACAGAUGGAAUGUUUAAAGGCAUUUACAAUGGCAAGCAACAUCACGUUUCUGAUAUAGCUACUGUUUUGAGUCGAGCUUGGAAUGCUGGCGUCGAUCGAAUUAUCGUUACGGGUGGUUCCCUUGAGGAGUCGAAGGAAGCUCUUGCUAUUGCAGAAACUGAUGGGAGGCUUUUCUGCACAGUUGGCGUGCACCCGACUAGAUGUAAGGAGUUUGAAGAGAGUGGGGAUCCUGAAAAGCAUUUCCAAGCUCUUUUAGCGUUGGCUAAGGAGGGAAUUCAAAAAGGGAAGGUGGUUGCGAUUGGUGAAUGUGGAUUGGAUUAUGACAGGCUUCACUUUUGCUCCCCGGAAAUUCAAAAGAAAUAUUUCGAGAAGCAGUUUGAGUUAGCUUAUGCCACAAAGCUGCCUAUGUUUCUGCAUAUGCGUGCAGCUGCAGGAGAUUUCUGUGAAAUAGUGGAACGAAAUAUUAAGAAGUUCUCCGGUGGGGUUACUCAUUCGUUUACCGGAACUGGUGAAGACCGUGAUAAGCUUCUCUCAUUUCAUAACAUGUAUAUAGGUAUAAAUGGAUGCUCUCUGAAGAUGGCUGAAAAUCUUGAUGUUGUGAGGGACAUACCCAUUGAGAGAAUGAUGAUCGAGACCGAUUCUCCAUAUUGUGAAAUCAAGAGUACUCAUUCAGGGAUCAAGUUCGUUAAAUCCUUAUGGCCUUCUAAGAAGAAAGAAAAGUAUGACCAAGAAAGUCUGGUUAAAGGACGUAAUGAACCUUGUUCAGUUCGGCAAGUUCUUGAGGUGGUAGGGGGCUGUAAAGGAAUCAAUGACAUCGACCAGUUGAGUGCUACAUUGUAUCAGAACACCUGCAGGGUUUUCUUCCCUCAAGACUUGGAUGCUGCAGCCAAUGCUCUUCUUGCUGGUCGCCAUGAAAGUCAAUGACACAGUUUUGUGGGUUUCUUUAUUAAACGAUAUAAGGUGCUUUAAUGUACUAAGAGAAACAACCUGAACUCUACAUGUUUUAUGAUUGAAAGCACGUGACCAUGCAACUUUGGAGUUUAUGGUGGAUCGACAGAAACACCCGAUUUAUAUAGUCGGAUCCAUGACUGGUUUUCUUACGUAGUAUGUUUUAAGCAUCUUCCGGCUUCCGUCAACCCUAAUACAGCAGAGUUUGUGGGAAAUAGUUAGUGGAGCGGAGAAUGAU